AUGCCAAAAAACACCGGUUCCCUAUCAUGUGCCGAAACACCGUCGGCGCCGCACCAUCAAAACACGAGCCAAAUUGGCUCUGUCGAUUCUCUAGAAAAUGAUGAUUUUUAUCAUCCCAAUGAAUGCUCUGGAAAAAAGCGAAAAUCUAGAUCAGAGCAUUUGGCAAAUAUAAAAAAGGUGGAAAGCGUGCCUGACUGGAAAUCUGCUCUGGCAAAAAAUACGGGAUCGCCGCCGGUGUACCGCUCUCCCGUUGUGAUAAUUGUGUGCAUGUCUGCGAUCCGGGCCGUCGAACUAAUCAAAAACGAAUGCCAAUCUUUUGGCCUGUUGUGUAAAAUAGGAAAACUUUUUGCAAAGCAUUUUUCAGUCGACGAGCAAAAGGCAUAUUUGAGUGGUAAUGAGGUUCGUAUUGCCGUGGGCACACCCCAUCGACUCUCUGUCUUGAUCUCAGAUGGGACUUUAUCUCUGUCGUUGUUGAGGCUGGUAGUUUUAGACCUGAAAAGCGAUGCCAAGGGCAGAAACCUUAUAGAAAGCAAUGAUACCUCAAAAGACCUUUCCCUGCUUUUACAAGACCAUUUGAUGAAGACCAUCUGCGACGAGACCAGAAUGUUUUUGUUCCAUUAA
Messenger RNA from Mitosporidium daphniae, 621 nucleotides. RefSeq lists its product as uncharacterized. The coding region runs from base 1 to 621 and encodes 206 amino acids. Gene Ontology annotation, cellular component: 90S preribosome; nucleus. Lineage: Eukaryota; Fungi; Microsporidia. The transcript is spliced from 2 exons. The record is from RefSeq and is a predicted model, not a curated record.